UGUUAACCCAGGACCCAGCAAGUGGGAGAGACACUGCAAUAUGAUACUCUGAGAGAGAGAGAGAGAGAGAGAGAGAGACACGCACACACAGAACAGAACCGAAGGAUUCAUGUGCUAAGGAUUUGUGGUUUCAUGUAUACCAUCCUUCACCCUCUCCCUUUGUCUGUCUCUCUGUCUCCUUGUUUCUGAAGAAAUAAACAGAAAAGGAAAGUUUUUUUCCAGUAAGUUAGGCUUAUAGAGGGACGAAAAUGUUGUCUUCUGUUUUGGUCAUAAAAGAGACAGAAAGAAGUUUAAUCAUGGUAAAUAAUGAGAAGCCAACCAGCACCCUGUAAAUUAAGUUCACAAUGUCAAGGCAAGCUCACCUUCCUCCACGCUGCCCAAUCCUGAAGAAACCCAUUGCUGGCAUUCAUGAAUCUGUUGCUCCACAGCACCAUAAGUCUUCCUCCCAAAUCUCCAUCCCUGAGGAGCCGCCAACAUGGCUUGAUGACUUAUUAAGUGGCCCAGAUUCCAACUCCAAGGGAAUGUACCAUCGUCGAUCAGUUAGCGACUCUAUUGCGCUUUUGGAUGCCCUUGCAGACACGUUCCCAAGUCUGGCUUUGCAUAGAGAUGAUGAGAACUCAGUUGUUAAUGAGACUUGUAACGGUUUGGAAUCAGCUUGUACCUAUGGUCCUAAUUCCCCUCGGAAAAAAAGCAAUUUAACAUUUGUAGAGAAUGCCAUAGUUUCAGCAUUGUCUGAAUCCGUUUCUCAGGAACCUACACAUUAUGUAGAUGGGAAUCUUCACAUUUCUGCAACUACUCGCGCUGAUUGGAAAGGAGAUGAUUGUCAUUCAGUUGGUGAUCUAAACACAGAGAACAAGCCUGUAAAAGGGCACUCUGGCCAGCGAUCAAGGGUUCGUAAACUCCAGUAUAUUGCUGAACUGGAAAGAACUGUAGAUGGUUUGCAGACUCUGGAAUCAGGAUUGGCAGUCAGAGUCGCUGCUCUUCUUCAGCAACGUGUGUCUUUGUCCAUGGAAAACUGCAAAUUAAAGGAGCAGAUGUCCAGACUGCAGCAACAAAAAUUAAUAAUGGAGCGUCAAUAUCUGUCUCUGAAGAAGCAACUUGAGAGAUUGAAGAUUUGUUUUGCAAAAUCCCCAGAUAACAAGAUUAGCACAUAUUUUGGGUCUAGUCCGGCUGCAGACGCAACUAGAGUAGACGCUACUUGGCAGAUGUUAGAUAUGGGAAAACUUGACAUUAGUUGAGACUGAAAUGCUGAAUCAUGAUUUUUAGGUUGAUUCCCUGAAAGCUGUGGCUCUUUUGCUUCAUCUGCAUUAUGUUUGAUGCGGAUGC
Messenger RNA from Corylus avellana, 1326 nucleotides. RefSeq names its product bZIP protein. The record is from RefSeq and is a predicted model, not a curated record. Gene Ontology annotation, molecular function: DNA-binding transcription factor activity. Gene Ontology annotation, biological process: regulation of DNA-templated transcription. Lineage: Eukaryota; Viridiplantae; Streptophyta; Magnoliopsida; Fagales; Betulaceae.